AUGCUGGCCACGGGCUGGUGCAUACAUGGUCCGGUUGCUGCUCCGGCUGUUGGAUCCCAGGCUCCUCGAGCUCCGCGGUCCUUUUCGGCACUUUGUCGACUGCAGCCUCCCAUGGCCCUCUCCGCCGUUUUCGCAGCGGGGAGCCGUCUGCGAAAGCGGCGCAGCGAGCGGAGAGGGAGCCGUGGUUUGGAGCUCGAGAGCUCGAGCUCAGGCCUGGAAACCUUGGAGGGCGCCCGGGCCCUGGUGACCGGGGGCUCCCGGGGCAUCGGCCUGGCAACGGCCCAGCUCCUGCUCUCGCUGGGUGCGGAGGUCACCAUCUGCGCGCGGGGGGAGGAAGAUCUGGCGAAAGCACAGGAGCAGAUGCCCCGAAGCUGCCGAGCUGUCCCUGCAGAUCUCGCAACGAAAGCUGGCGUUGAAGCACUGGUAGACCAGCUGGGGCCGGAGCUGGAUAUCCUGGUAAACAACUGUGGGAUCAACAUCCGCAAGAGGGCGGAAGACUAUACAGAGGAGGACUUCGAAAAGAUCUUCAAUACCAACUUCAUGAGCUGUAUGAGGCUCUCAAGAGCAGUGCUGCCGCUGCUGCGAAAGGCGAUGAAUCAGAUGACCCGGAACUUGGCAGUGGAGUGGGCACGCUUUGGAAUCCGCGUGAACGCCGUGGCGCCGGGGGCCAUCGCCACUCCCCUCGUGGCCAAGACCAAUCCCACGUACAUUGAAGACUUCCGACAACGCAAACCUCUCGGACGCUUGGGCGAUGUGAUGGAGGCGUCACGGGACUGCGUGUUUUGGGGCGCGGGAGAGGGGUGCGGGGCACAGCAUCCGAAGACUUCUGAAGCUUGCAUAGCCAAGGUCCAAUCUCGUCUGUUUCUCUCUCUUCGCCAUUCCUCAUGCAUGAAACAGGCUGUCGAAACUCUUCGCCUGGAUGCAGGUAGAAGGUCUGCACCCUCGAAGGCAGCAACUUCCGCCCCCGGAGCCCGCGAUACACCCAAGUCGUUGAAGAUGCCCUAG
Molecule: messenger RNA, 1005 nt
Organism: Symbiodinium necroappetens
Lineage: Eukaryota; Dinophyceae; Suessiales; Symbiodiniaceae
Source: the annotation of a GenBank genome assembly